UGAAUGGCUCUGUUUGUUUGUCUAAAUUGGUUGCUAUGUUACCCAAAAACAAACAUAGCACCUCAUAGCACCAGCACCAGUUUCGAAACAACUUUGAACGCAAUUUUUACUAAAUAUCUUGCUUUACAAUUGAAAAUGGCAGAGGAAUUGCAAAAGGCGCAUUUAUUUUAUGACGAUAUUCAUAAAAUACGCGUUUUAGAACCCGCUGUCCUCAAAGAAACUGAAAACGUAAAAGACACUUGCAAAGACUAUGAAACAAAACUUCAAGACUUCGGGAAGAUCAUCAAUUCACUGCUAGAAAUAUUAAAACAACUUGGGGAUAAUGUUGAAAAACAGAAAAUGGCUGCUAUUGGUUCUAUGAAUUUGUUAAAAUCCAUAGCGAAGGAAAGAGAGUCUGAACAAGCGAAGUUGCAAGCAGAAAUAAAUGACAAGACAAUGAUUCUAGAGCAGCUCGACAGUGAAUACGACGCUCUUCAGAUCUUGGAAGCAACUCAAAUAGAAACUACUGAAUACCUCACACAACUCAGAUAAUGUAUCACAAAAAACGUAUUGGUAAGCCUGAAUAAAGUAGCUAUUUGUAAAU
Molecule: messenger RNA, 583 nt
Organism: Ostrinia nubilalis (European corn borer)
Lineage: Eukaryota; Metazoa; Arthropoda; Insecta; Lepidoptera; Crambidae
Product: intraflagellar transport protein 20 homolog
Exons: 3
Coding region: 4-531 (175 amino acids)
Biological process (GO): protein localization to cilium; centrosome localization; intraciliary transport
Cellular component (GO): Golgi apparatus; cilium; intraciliary transport particle B
Source: RefSeq, a predicted model, not a curated record